CGCGGAUACUCAAUGGCUACGCUCGCGGCGGAUGGUUCUUCACGGUUCUCCCCGGCGGAACGGCCAGCAAUUUUAGCGGCGCUCGAGGAGUUCACGAACGCGCUGGCCAUUUACCACAGCACACUGAGGAAGCCCACGGAGAACGAUAACGAUAUUCUCGUCGACUGCUUGCCCCUCGAUACGGAAAAUUUGAAAGUACUAAAUCCCGAGGAGAUUAUAAGGAUCCAAGAUGCGAAAGAGCAAGCCAUUUCCAAGAAAAUUUAUGAAAACAGUUUGUACAUGAGAAAGAUCAUGGAGAAGCUGAAGGAAGAGAUCCGUGAUCACGGAACGUUCGAGGUACUGACGAAAGAGAUCGAAGAAAUCACGACACGCCAGAAAGAGGAGGAGGCCCUGCUCGAGGAGCAAGAGAGACUACGAAACGCCGCGGCGGAACUGCAGAAAACAAUCGCUGAGAAGAAGCUGGCCAAUGAACAGGAGAAGAGACGAAUACUGAAUGAGCUCACGGAAGAACAGCGUAACGUGGAGAAACUGAAAUUAAUCGCUGACACGGAGCUGGAGUAUGUUACGGAAUGGGAAAAAGCGAGAUACGAGCAGAAUUCGUUGCGUUCGGACAUGGAAGUAGAAGAAUUGGAGAAGAUAUUGGACAAGUGGCGUAUACGUGAAAAAAAUGAACAGCGUGUCCACGCCGAGCUGACGAGAUUUCUGACUCAGGAAACAGCGUCGUUAGAGGAAAAGACCAAGGAAUGGGAGGAACGUUACGCACGAGAAACAAAGACGUACGAAAAGGAGAUCCGGCAGCUACGUAUCGAGAUAGAAACACGUCGAAAGGAGUUGGACGAACUUAAAGAAGAGUACCGUUCUAAUCAGGAAUUCAUAGAUACGUACCUCGCUAAGAAGGAAGCACUGCAAAAGGAAAAAGAACGUCAGGAACUUAUGCAAAAAAGCGCAAUCAAGAUUCAAGCUUGGUGGCGAGGUGUUAUGGUACGGCGGAAGUUAGGGCCGUAUCGACCAACGGAGAAGAAGAAGAAGCGACAAGCUAAGACAAAGAAAUAACUCUCUUUCUAUUUACCUCGCUUCUUAAUGCUACUCUGGGCAAAUACAUAUACCUUCGC
Frieseomelitta varia is the source of this 1112-nucleotide messenger RNA. Its product is annotated as dynein regulatory complex protein 9-like. Gene Ontology annotation, cellular component: motile cilium; cytoplasm. Lineage: Eukaryota; Metazoa; Arthropoda; Insecta; Hymenoptera; Apidae. Gene Ontology annotation, molecular function: protein binding. The transcript is spliced from 6 exons. Gene Ontology annotation, biological process: cilium organization. The record is from RefSeq and is a predicted model, not a curated record. Bases 13 to 1053 code for a protein of 346 amino acids.